AUGAUUCCAAGGUUAGCUUUAGCCUCCAGUUCCACCCAGUCAUCCCUAAGCCUUUUUCCUCUCUGCUCCGAUCCAACCUCCCUCUCUCCUCAGUCGCUCUCAGCACCAGCAGCAAGCCCUCAACACUCCCUUACGCGAUCACACAUGCACGUCCCUAGCACUCACACACACUUUCUCUCCUACCCUGCUACAUGUGAAUAUCUACGACAGUCACAUUUAGGUCGACCUAGAGAGGCAGUCUGUUCUAAGACACUGAAGGCAGUCUGCAUCACUGCUCUUCCUCUCCUCUCUCUCCAGGGGUCAGCGGUUGUUCCUGUCCAGGUAGAUGAUCGCCUCCCAUCCUCCUACGGCUCUCAUAUGUCCAGCAAUACCAGACCACCGCUCUCACAGGUCCAGCAAUACCAGACCACCGCUCUCACAGGUCCAGCAAUACCAGACCACCGCUCUCACAGGUCCAGCAAUACCAGACCACCGCUCUCACAGGUCCAGCAAUACCAGACCACCGCUCUCACAGGUCCAGCAAUACCAGACCACCGCUCUCACAGGUCCAGCAAUACCAGACCACCGCUCUCACAGGUCCAGGUAAAGCAGACAACUGCUCUCACAGGUCCAGGUAAAGCAGACCACCGCUCUCACAGGUCCAUUAAUACCCAGACCACCGCUCUCACAGGUCCAGCAAUACCAGACCACCGCUCUCACAGGUCCAGCAAUACCAGACCACCGCUCUCACAGGUCCAGCAAUACCAGACCACCGCUCUCACAGGUCCAGCAAUACCAGACCACCGCUCUCACAGGUCCAGCAAUACCAGACCACCGCUCUCACAGGUCCAGCAAUACCAGACCACCGCUCUCACAGGUCCAGCAAUACCAGACCACCGCUCUCACAGGUCCAGCAAUACCAGACCACCGCUCUCACAGGUCCAGCAAUACCAGACCACCGCUCUCACAGGUCCAGCAAUACCAGACCACUGCUCUCACAGGUCCAGGUAAAGCAGACAACUGCUCUCACAGGUCCAGGUAAAGUAGACCACUGCUCUCACAGGUCCAUUAAUACCCAGACCACCGCUCUCACACACAAUGUCAUCUCAACCCGACGGCUGGGAGCUGGAGGUCGUUGGUUUGUUAGCUGCCGUUAGCUGCUCUUCUGAGACUCUCAGGUUCAGCGGAGAGAGAGGGUGUGUUCUUUUCCCCAGUCGGUGCUCCCACAAACAGAACACACACUUAUCUUGUUCGGCAGAGGCAAUAGAGUUGAACACGCACCCAGCUCUCAGGAACACAUGAAGGAGACUGUCAGAUCGAUCUCUGUUGCUCUCCCUCUCUGUUCAGAGAGCUGUGCUGUAGCAGUACACCUGGCUGGCAGAACAGAUGAAGGUGGUUUGGAUCAAUAGCAGCAGUAUCCCUGCUCCAAAGACACGCCACUCUGCUCACAUCCACAGCAAGCUAGCUCAUUGGGGUAAGGCAGUCAGUCCACCCAACUCUCAUUGUUCUCUCUCCCUGUUUAUUACUCUCUCACUUCUCGCUCUCUCCCAGAACACUGCUCACUCCCUAUCUCGCUG
Molecule: messenger RNA, 1556 nt
Organism: Oncorhynchus keta (chum salmon)
Lineage: Eukaryota; Metazoa; Chordata; Actinopteri; Salmoniformes; Salmonidae
Exons: 4
Coding region: 1-990 (329 amino acids)
Source: RefSeq, a predicted model, not a curated record